This is a messenger RNA of Onychostoma macrolepis, 452 nucleotides long. RefSeq names its product COP9 signalosome subunit 9 (gene cops9). Gene Ontology annotation, biological process: negative regulation of protein neddylation. The coding region runs from base 152 to 325 and encodes 57 amino acids. Lineage: Eukaryota; Metazoa; Chordata; Actinopteri; Cypriniformes; Cyprinidae. The record is from RefSeq and is a predicted model, not a curated record. The transcript is spliced from 3 exons.
ACGAAUCGGACAUCGCGAAUCGAAACAGCACCGGAAACAGAGGGAAGCGCUGAAGUGUUUGUUUUGGUGAAUGUGACAGUGAGCUGAAAAAUACAUAAUUUCAACAUUUGUUUAACGUUACCGCUGACUUUUAAGUAAUCGCGCUGAAGUUAUGAAGCCAGCAGUUGAUGAAAUGUUUCCUGAGGGAGCUGGUCCAUAUGUGGACCUGGAUGAGGCAGGGGGCAGCACUGGGCUGCUGAUGGAUCUGGCCGCCAAUGAGAAGGCAGUACAUUCAGACUUUUUCAACGAUUUUGAAGAUCUGUUUGAUGAUGAUGAUAUUCAGUGAUGAAGAGGACAAAUAUGAUUUCUCCAUUGUAUAAAAUGUUGUUCAUUUAAGUGUUUUUCUUUUUUUCACUUUAAGAGUGAUGUUGCAUUGUUAACUCUCAGUUGAAUAAUAAACUUUUGUGCAAUAC